AAUCUAUAAUUUUCUGGCAGUCAUGCAUAAGAUCUCAAUCUGACCAUCCAUUUUUCCAUAGUCACCGACAAAGUCUAUACCAGAUGUUAUCAUGCAAGAUCCGGAACACAUCCAGCAUAUUGUAUCACAUCAUAAACGAAAACAGCAAGAGGGAAAAGCUCGUUUACGGAUAUUGAAAGAAGCACAUGCCUUGGAUUUCAUCACGAACGGGAAAGAUCAAGAUGCACGUAAAACCGACAUUGGACGUUGGCGUAUACGACAGUUACGACGUAAACUUAAGCGCACGGUGGUUCGACGCAAACCCAUUAUUUCAUCGUCAUGGCGAGUAGACACACUAAAUCGCACCCAAUAGCAUCGAAUUGAUGUGUGAGGUGAAAAUUGACAUUCAGAGACACAUCAGCAUCUGACACAUUU
This is a messenger RNA of Radiomyces spectabilis, 414 nucleotides long. RefSeq lists its product as uncharacterized. The transcript has a single exon. The record is from RefSeq and is a predicted model, not a curated record. NCBI's taxonomy places the organism in Eukaryota, Fungi, Mucoromycota, Mucoromycetes, Mucorales, Radiomycetaceae. The coding region runs from base 92 to 352 and encodes 86 amino acids.